Molecule: messenger RNA, 1104 nt
Organism: Elaeis guineensis (African oil palm)
Lineage: Eukaryota; Viridiplantae; Streptophyta; Magnoliopsida; Arecales; Arecaceae
Product: protein LURP-one-related 6
Source: RefSeq, a predicted model, not a curated record
CAUUUGGACAAUUGAGGAAGCCUUCUCCAAACCUCCCCUCAAAACUCUCAAUAUAAGCCUUGGCCUGUGUCAUUUUUAUCUCAAUCUGAGGCAAGGAGACAUGGGUGGAGUUACAAACAUCACACCAGUUGUUAGCAAGAUCUAUUGCUGUUCCUCCCAGACUGCAUUGAUGGUGAGGCAGCGGCCUCGGAUCGUGAACGGAGGCGGCUUGGCGGUCAUGAAUUCUAACCAGAAUGUUGUUUUCUCGGUUGAUGGUUGUGGGAUCCUCGGCGUCAAGGGAGAGUUGGUUCUCAGAGAUUGUAAUGGAGCUCCAGUACUCUUCAUUCGUAAAAAGGGAGGCGUCGUGCAAGCACUAGGUGCUCACAACCGAUGGAAUAGUUACUUAAUGGACUAUGAAGGACCAGGCAAGUUAGUCUUUAGCUUGAAAGAGACGAAGUCGCGUCUUCUGACGAAAAGUGCCAUAAAGAUCUCAAUUGAUGCGAAGGAGAACGGCAAAGAUUGGGACUUUGAAGUAAAGGGAUCCUUCAGCGAGAGGGCUUGCACCAUCAAUGAUCGAAGAGGGAACGUUGUUGCCCAGGUGGGUCUGAAGGAAAUGAUGGCAAGCAAGGAUUUCUACCAUGUGGUGGUGCAACCAGGCUAUGACCAGGCCUUCGUCGUUGGAGUGAUAGCUAUACUUGACAAUAUACAUGGGGAGUCCACCAGGUGUUGAGGGGAAUAGAAGGAAGAAUAACUGGUGUUACUUCUUGCUAUCAAACAUGGGUACUGACCCAUACAAAAGGAGUUGGAAGUAAUGCAGUAGAAGCUGGGGUGGGAGCUGGAAAGGUCGAUAGCCUCCAGUCCAUGGGAUUGCCUCUGAAGCAUCGAUUGCAAUGUACUGUGGUUGUAAAGUUUCUUCACAGCCUGCAACUGAUCCAUGUAAAUAAAAUUACCAGUGUUUCCUCUACAUGGUUAGCUAAUUAGUGGCAGGUGGAGUGAAAAAUUUGUAUGUAGAUAAUGUGUACGUUAAAGCAGAGAGAGUUCUAGUUGCUCCUCUUUUGUUAUGGAAUUGCUUGUACGCAACCCUUUGUUAUGCUAACCUUAUGGAAUUUCACAAAAAGUUUAUCA